CCAGGAUCCUGGUGGAAGGGGCUGACAUGUUUUUCAUCUAAACCGGUGACAAAGUGGCGAGCAGUGCCCCCCCGGAGCAGCGGAGAUCACAGCCAGCGCAGAGAGCGUCGCGGAGACAGGAGCAGGAGGAGAGCCGAGCAGCGCGCAGCCUGCAGCAGUUGGAGCCACAGCAACACAUCGGGGCGGGGGACCGAGCGACCAGCGGCGUUUUUUAACCCUGCGAACAGGGCGCAUUGUCUGUCGCUCUCCAGUGCGCUGAACUUCUUACCAGACCUGCUUAUAUCAGCUGAGAUGGCCGUCACCUCUUCCUCUCUGCUGUUGAUAUGCGUAUACCUGGCAGCUGUUGGCAGGGCUCGCUCAGAGGGGGUCUGCCUCCAAGACGGCAAGCACAAGGCCACGCCCAGUCCAGAGCCACACCUGUCUGAGUGCGGCCUGUACGCCGACAACAGCUGCUGCACAGAAGAAGGCAUCCAGGAUAUUGCCUAUAUUCCUUCUGACAGCAAUAAGAAUGAACCCUGGGACAAGUGUGGCCCUCUGAGCCCCGAGUGCGAAGGCUUCCUGAAGCGCGUUUCGUGCUUUUACCGCUGCUCCCCUGACGCCUCCCGCUGGCCUCACCCUCACCGCCGCUCGUACAUCCAGGCGGUGCCGCUCUGCCACAGCUUCUGCCGGGACUGGUUCGAUGCCUGUAGGAUGGACAUGACUUGUGCUCGUAACUGGGCCAGAGACCCCAGGGGCCAGAACUGCACAGGAACCUGUGUUCAGUAUCAGCAGAUGUAUCAGCAUGGCAGGGAUCUCUGCGAGAGCCUGUGGGGUGACGCUUUCAUGACGGUGGAGGACGACCAUCAGGAAGUGGGAGAGACCGGAGAGGCUGGAUCGGAGGGUCGCCCCUGUGGCUGCCUGAGCCUCAGUCCCUCGGACAAGGAUGUGAUCGCCGCCCUCCGUGCCCAGCAAGAUGACCCGGAGGAGCUGGACACCACCAAGACCGGCUUGCCCCAGUACCGGGCUCCCUGCAAGGCCAAGAUGCCGAUGCCGGCCAAGAGCGGCAGGAGGGCAAACUCCGUCCUCCGCAAGCGCUCGGUCGAGAUAGAAGACGUGGAGGGGAGUGGGAGCGGCUUGUAGAUCGUGUUCAGUGGCUGUCUAGGAAAAGGCGUCUCUCUAGUUUCCGAUGCAUAAAGCUUAACUCUCACAAUAAAAGGCAUAACCUUAUUUCUCUAAUUAAACUUACCACACUUACACACACAUAGAUAUGUAAAGGCAAAGCUCAAUCCUACUGCAAAGGCUUUGACAUCAAGAUUUUUGGACAAUCCAGUAAAAUGGCAACAUGCCUUGUUCUGCAUGUGGUAAAAACCUGCAGAACAUUUGUAUGAAUCCAAUGUCAUCAUCAGGCUAUGUCCCUUAUGAAAGUAUUGAAAACAUGAUUUAGCUGCGUAUAAACCUCUGUUCUACUCUUUUCAGACAUCUAGCUGACUCUAGGCUGUUCAUUACUUACUUCUUUAAAUGCAGAUGUUACUGUUGUGCGGCAAUUCUGUCCAGUCAUAAAGUAGUAGAGACAGUCACUCAGUGUAGACAUACUUAUGAAUGUAAUCUCAUUUUUUAUUUUAAUUUUUUUGACAGGAAACUGGCCUAGAUGUGGGCAGAUAGUUGGGAUGUGUUUGAUACCAGAGAGGAGAUUACAUAUUUUGAUGUAAAAUCUGCCAAGCAGCGGAAAUGCGCUGAGGCAGUAUUCAUACUACACAAGAAAGCUCUGAUUAUUUCCUCACUAAUGUUCUUUGGGUGUGUCUUUUAUAAUUAUGUGUAGAGUAAAAUAUUGUUAGAUGUAAAUGUUUUGUAAAAAAAAAAAAAGGAAAUCUGGUCUGUUUGACGUACGGUGAGCUUGUCGAAAUUGGUGUUUUUGUGAUUUUCUUUACGUCCUUAAUAAAGACAUUCGUUCUAAACA
This is a messenger RNA of Fundulus heteroclitus (mummichog), 1936 nucleotides long. RefSeq names its product retbindin (gene rtbdn). Gene Ontology annotation, molecular function: signaling receptor activity; riboflavin binding; riboflavin transmembrane transporter activity. The record is from RefSeq and is a predicted model, not a curated record. Gene Ontology annotation, cellular component: external side of plasma membrane. The coding region runs from base 292 to 1119 and encodes 275 amino acids. The transcript is spliced from 6 exons. NCBI's taxonomy places the organism in Eukaryota, Metazoa, Chordata, Actinopteri, Cyprinodontiformes, Fundulidae.